Messenger RNA from Zingiber officinale, 1756 nucleotides. Its product is annotated as glycerol-3-phosphate 2-O-acyltransferase 6-like. The transcript is spliced from 2 exons. Gene Ontology annotation, molecular function: phosphatase activity; glycerol-3-phosphate 2-O-acyltransferase activity. Gene Ontology annotation, biological process: cutin biosynthetic process. The coding region runs from base 51 to 1544 and encodes 497 amino acids. NCBI's taxonomy places the organism in Eukaryota, Viridiplantae, Streptophyta, Magnoliopsida, Zingiberales, Zingiberaceae. The record is from RefSeq and is a predicted model, not a curated record. Gene Ontology annotation, cellular component: membrane.
AUCAACAAGGAUCAUUGUUAGCUCUCGAAAGAUUCAAGGUAACUGGAAAAAUGGGAUUCGACCGCUUCAAGUCGAUCGAGAAAUGCAGCACGGAGGACGACCGGUCCAACCAGACCGCGGCCGCCGACCUCGUCGGCACUCUCCUCUGCUCUCGCAGCUUCUUCGCUUACUACAUGCUCGUCGCCAUUGAAGCCGGCAGCUUUUUCCGAGGGGUCCUCCUCCUCGCGUGCUACCCCGUAGCCUUCAUCUUGAGCUGCUUCUCCGAAUCGUCAGCGACGAAGUUACUCGUCUUCGUCGCCGUGGCGGGGCUCAAAUUGAGGGACGUGGAGAUGGUGGCGCGAGCCGUGCUGCCGAGGUUCUUCUCCGACGACGUGCACCAGGAGACUUGGCGCGUGUUUAAGUGCUUCGGGAAGAGGAUUAUCGUGACCGAGGCACCCCGAAUGAUGGUGGAGCCGUUCGCGAAGGGUUUUCUCGGGGUCGAGAUAGUGAUGGGGACGGAGUUGGAGGUGAACAAGUCAGGGAGGGCGACUGGGUUCGUCGCGAAACCGGGUGUUGUCGCUGGUAGUAUGAAGGGAAAGGCAGUGGAGGAGUUGGGAGAUGGUAACUUGCCGGAUUUGGGCAUUGGCGAUGCAGAGGAUGAUCGCCAUUUCCUGUCACUUUGCAAGGAAGGGUAUAUGGUGCGGCGGAGCACCAAGAACAAGCCGGCGGAGCAGGGGCAACUCCUCCGCCCUGUGAUCCUACACGAUGGGCGGUUGGCCCAGCGGCCGACUCCCGUGGUGGCUCUGCUGACCUUCCUCUGGAUGCCGCUCGGGUUCGCACUCGCCGUCCUCCGAAUCUACGUCAACAUCCCCCUGCCAGAGCGCGUCGUCUUCUACACCUACAAGUUCCUCGGCAACAAGUUGGUCGUCCGAGGUACCCCGCCGCCGCCGCCGAAGCCGGGACACCCGGGUGUCCUCCUUGUGUGCAACCACCGCACGAUGCUCGACCCAGUGAUGGCCGCCGUGGCCCUCGGCCGCAAGGUCAGCUGCGUCACCUACAGCAUCAGCAAGCUUUCGGAGUUGAUCUCGCCCAUCAAGGCCGUGGCUUUGACGCGCGAUCGGGAACAGGACGCGGAGCGCAUCCGGCAGUUGCUGGCGGAGGGCGACCUGGUGAUCUGCCCCGAGGGGACGACGUGCCGAGAGCCAUUUGUGCUGCGCUUCAGCGCACUCUUCGCGGAGCUCACCGACCGGAUCGUGCCGGUGGCGGUGAACACGAGGCAGGGGAUAUUCCACGGUACGUCGGCGCGGGGGUGGAAGGCGUUCGACCCCUACUUCUUCUUCAUGAAUCCACGGCCAACGUACGAGGUAACGUUCCUGGAACAGCUCCCGCAGAAGCUCACUUGCGCCGGCGGGAAGUCGGCUAUCGAGGUAGCCAAUUACGUGCAGCGGUCGAUCGGGUCGGCAUUGGGGUUCGAAUGCACGAGCCUCACCAGAAAGGAUAAGUAUGGGAUGCUCGCAGGGACCGACGGCACUGUUCCGGCCAAGCGCCAAAUCUCAAAAUCAUAAUUCAUGGCCGAGUAAUAAUCAGACAUUAAUUAAUUCGGAGCGGUGUGGAUUUUUUUUUUUUAACCUACUAUUGUUUGUGCGAAGAGAAAAAUUCAUGUGAAAACUUUAAACGUGUAGAAAUUUAUUUUAAAAGUCCUAUUUGUUCUCUCUCUAGAGUAUACUAGUCUCUUCUUCUUACCAUAAAAACAAUGUCAUGUCAAGACUCCAGGGAC